This is a messenger RNA of Nematolebias whitei (Rio pearlfish), 3028 nucleotides long. RefSeq names its product U2 snRNP-associated SURP domain containing. The transcript has 26 exons. The record is from RefSeq and is a predicted model, not a curated record. Gene Ontology annotation, molecular function: RNA binding. Gene Ontology annotation, cellular component: nucleus. NCBI's taxonomy places the organism in Eukaryota, Metazoa, Chordata, Actinopteri, Cyprinodontiformes, Rivulidae. Bases 29 to 2929 code for a protein of 966 amino acids. Gene Ontology annotation, biological process: RNA processing.
GGGAUCGACUCUUUAGUUUCACCGAAAGAUGGCGGAUCGAACGCCUGGCUCUCAAAAAGCUAGCGCAAAGGCGCAGCUUGAGAGCAAACUCAAAUCUUUCAGCAUUGGAAAAAUGGCAGUGGCUAAAAGAACCUUAAGCAAGAAGGAACAGGAUGACAUAAAGAAAAAGGAAGAUGAGCGAGCAGCAGCAGAGAUCUACGAAGAGUUUCUUGCUGCUUUUGAUGGAGGCACAGAGGGCAAAGUCAAGGCCUUUGUCCGUGGGGGUCUUGCAAAUGCUUCAAAGGACGAAGCAGCUGCUGAUGACAAAAAAGGAAAGUUAUACAAGCCCAGGUCACGUUUUGAGACCCCAUCAAAAAGCAUCCUACCUUUGGAGACUCCAUCUCAGUUUUUGCCCUUAGAUAAAAGAAAUACUUUGAAGAAAAGUAAUGACAAAGAAAAGAAGAAGAGUAACCUGGAGCUCUUUAAAGAAGAACUUAAACAGAUUCAGGAGGAAAGGAAUGAAAGGCACAAGAUGAAAGGACGUGUCAGUCGUUUUGAACCUCUGCCUGGCACAGAGGGAAAGCGCUCAUCGGAUGGUUCUUCACGAAGAAACCGUCCGUCCAGUGUUUUGGACGACAGCGCCCCAGGUUCCCAUGAUGUCGGAGACCCUUCCACCACAAACUUGUAUCUUGGAAACAUCAAUCCAAAGAUGAACGAGGAGAUGUUGUGUCAAGAGUUUGGCCGUUACGGCCCCCUUGCCAGCGUGAAAAUCAUGUGGCCACGAACAGAUGAGGAGCGAGCUCGGGAGAGGAAUUGCGGCUUUGUUGCCUUCAUGAACCGGAGAGAUGCUGAGCGAGCACUCAAUAAUCUAAACGGAAAAAUGAUAAUGAACUUUGAGAUGAGGCUAGGGUGGGGCAAAGGUGUGCCCAUUCCGCCACACCCCAUCUAUAUUCCUCCUUCUAUGAUGGAGCAUACUCUCCCACCUCCUCCCUCUGGCCUACCCUUCAACGCUCAGCCCAGAGAGAGGCUAAAAAACCCACAUGCUCCCCUGCUUCCUCCGCCGAAGAACAAGGAAGAGUUUGAGAAGAAUCUGUCGCAAGCCAUAGUCAAAGUGGUUGUCCCAACAGAAAGGACUUUGCGCUCUUUCAUCCACCGUAUGAUCGAAUUUGUGGUGCGUGAAGGCCCGAUGUUUGAAGCCAUGGUCAUGAACCGAGAAAUCAACAAUCCCAUGUACAGGUUUUUAUUUGACAACCAGAGCCCGGCGCAUGUGUAUUACCGAUGGAAACUUUACACCAUACUACAGGGUGAAACACCAUUCAAAUGGCGAACAGAUGACUUUAGAAUGUUUAAAAAUGGCUCCUUGUGGCGUCCACCGCCCCUUAACCUUUACGUUCACGGUUCUUGCGAUGAUGAGGAAGGGGAGGAAGAGGAGGAGGCCAACAAGAAAGGCUGCUUAAAAGAAGAGGAGCGAGACAAAUUGGAGGAGAUGCUUCGAGGUUUGACUCCUCGGAGGGGAGAUAUAGCGGAGGCCAUGCUGUUCUGUCUGAACCACGCUGACGCAGCUGAGGAGAUUGUCGAGUGCAUCACAGAGUCUCUCUCCAUCCUGAAGACGGCUUUACCAAAAAAGAUCGCACGGUUAUAUCUAGUUUCUGAUGUGCUUUACAACUCAUCAGCCAAAGUGUCGAAUGCGUCUUACUACAGAAAAUAUUUUGAGACAAAGCUCAGCCAGAUUUUCUCAGAUCUCAAUGCCACAUACAAAGCAAUCCAGGGACAUCUUCAGAGUGAGAACUUUAAGCAAAGGGUGAUGGCAUGUUUCCGGGCGUGGGAGGACUGGGCUGUGUACCCCGAUCCUUUCCUCAUCAAGCUGCAGAACAUCUUCCUGGGUCUUGUUAAUCUCUCUUCAGAAAAGGAGGCCCCAUGUCUUGUUGCAGAGCCGGAGCCAGCAGACGACCUCGACGGGGCUCCUUUGGGUGAAUAUGUAGACGGCACGCCGCUGGAGGAUGUAGACGGGGUGCCCAUUGAUGCAAGGGCCCUUGAUGGGGCACUGAUCGAUGGAGCCCCUCUGGAUGACUUGGAUGGAGUUCCCAUCAAGCAGUUGGAGGAUGACAUUGAUGGAAUACCUUUUGAUCAGUCGAAGGAGUUCAAAGUAGCUCCAUCAAAAUGGGAAGCGGUGGAUGAGGCAGAGUUGGAGGCUCAAGCUGUAACAACCUCGAAAUGGGAAGUAUUUGAGCAACCAGAAGAAUCAAAACUGGUUGAGGACAGUGAUGAGGAGGACAGGAGCCCUCGCUCAGAUGACAACCUGAGCUACUCCAACCCCAUCAGAGACGAUCCAGACUUCAAGGCCAAACUAUCCGAAAUGAACGAGGAAAAACGCAGCAAACUCCGAGAGAUCGAGGUUAAAGUCAUGAAGUUCCAGGAUGAACUGGAAUCUGGGAAAAGACCCAAGAAACCUGGUCAGAGUAUUCAGGAGCAGGUGGAGCACUACAGAGACAAACUACUACAGAAAGAAAAGGAGAAGGAAAAAUUAGAACGGGAGAAAGAGAGAGAGAAAAAAGAAAAGGAGAAAGUUGAGGUGCGGUUGAAAGAGCUGAAGAAAGAAAAGGAGAAGGAUGACACCCCGACAAGGAAGGAGAGGAAGCGACAUCACAGCGGGUCUCCCAGUCCGACGAGGAGCAACAGCAAACGAGGGCGGUCCACGUCCCCUCGCUCAGAAAGGUCAGAACGCUCUGAUCGAUCUUAUUCUAAAGACACGACUUCCCGCUCAUCCCAUAAAGACUCCCCUCGAUCCAGCAACAAGAAAUCAUCCAAGAGGUCACCAUCUUCACCUCGCACACCUAAACGAUCGAAGCGGUCACGGUCCAAAACACCCAAGAAAUCAACAAAGAAGUCCCGCUCCAGAUCAAAGUCUCCUCACAGAUCUCACAAAAAGUCAAAGAAGAGCAAACACUGACGUCUUUCUCAUGUUUGAAAGCAGCCCCCUCAUUCUUCUCAUCUUUGGACCGAUUGGCAGCUGAAGAUCUUUGCCCAAAUGUUAGUGUCAGGACAACUG